Messenger RNA from Cynoglossus semilaevis (tongue sole), 4544 nucleotides. Its product is annotated as formin-1. Gene Ontology annotation, cellular component: cytoplasm; cytoskeleton; actin filament. NCBI's taxonomy places the organism in Eukaryota, Metazoa, Chordata, Actinopteri, Pleuronectiformes, Cynoglossidae. Gene Ontology annotation, molecular function: actin filament binding; microtubule binding. The record is from RefSeq and is a predicted model, not a curated record. Bases 565 to 4440 code for a protein of 1291 amino acids. Gene Ontology annotation, biological process: actin nucleation; cortical actin cytoskeleton organization. The transcript has 20 exons.
UGAUUCAUUGCGUCUCCACUGUCAGGAGAGACAGUUGCAAGGUCAUGAAAGCUAUAGUUCUCCCUUUUGGCCGGUAGAUGUCUCUGUUUGGUGAGAAAUUGAUUUUUUUCCGAGGCUUCCACGGAGCAGGUGCUUCACUCGGGACUUUCACUCGCCACUGCGUGUAUCACAAAACGUUCGAAUCCUCCCCCUCACAUGUUCCACCUGCACGCUGCAGCUGCACUGGCUCUAAAUAUGGGAUAUGUGGAUGAAUAAUAGAUAGCCAAUCAGAGAGGACAAGGAGCCGGCGCUGCGCACGCGUAUUGGCCCUCCGUGCCGUCAGUCAGAGAGGUCGCUCACAGGAGAGCUGUGGCUGAGCUGUGAUUGUGGGCACGGAUCUGCUGUGCCACGAAAUGGGGCAGAUGAGUGUUGGUCUUUGACGAAGUGCCGCCGUGACAGCACCUGCCGCAGCACUCCAACAGUCCAGGUGAUGACUUGCCAGGCCUCACCCACACCUCCCAGUCACUCAAUCUGGGGACUGACCACUUACUGGGUGUGCUUCACUGAUUACUGCAGUACCCUAUAAUGGAGGGCACACACACCGUCCUGGUCCUGUACGCACCCAUCCACGAGCUCUGCAACAUCAGCCUGUAUUUUCCAAAGAGGUGGACCCCUGGCUUUAAGUACAAGAGCCGUGCCUCCAUUUCCGAAGAGGCUGGUAAUGACCGUGAGCAGGAAAAGGAGGAUGUGUCCAGACAAAGAGUCCAGUCUUCUGCCUGCUCAGGCAGACUCCUCUACUCCCGGCAAGCAACAAAGGAAGCUGUUGCGGAGCUCAGCUGGCUCGCGGCGGAGCACCACCAGUUGCUGGUGGACCUUCUGUCGCUGUGUCGGGAUUGUGCCAGCAAAGUAAGGAUGGGCAAUCAGGAUGGGAAGGUGCAGGACUACGUGGAGGGUCAGAGAUUUCAACCUGCAAGUCACCACGUCUCCAGCAGCAGCCGAGGUACUCCUGCGUCUUCAGAUCAUAAAAAGGCUACAUCCAAGAGCAGGAAGAUGAAAAAGCUUGGAGGAAAAAAGCUCGACAGUGCUGAGGAUUUACUGCACAGUAAGAUGAAGAAGCAGAUCACAAGUGCUCCUCUGGGUUCUGCUUGUCCUCCUCAGAACGCAGUGCCAGCUCCUGCUGUCUCGGUAGCGGAGCGUGCUGCAGUUCCUCCGGCUGUUGUGGAAGUCUGCGAUAGUCCAGCCACGGGGUCUUAUGUCAGUGCUGUCAGUAAUCCUAUCCUGCCCAUGGAAGAACCUUUUCAGAUGAGUCGAGAAGCAUGGGACUUCAUGGAGGACAACCGGACCUUUGACCCCGACAUGUACUUCUGUAAUGACUUUUCUGAGUAUGACAGUGAGCUGGGUUUUGAGUCUUCAUCUUGCAGUCUGAUUGAAGGACUGUCCAGACGAAAUAGUGGGAGCAACCUGCGACCAAUUAGGAGGUUUGAUUCUCCGCUGGACACCUUAUCUGAAGGUGCAUCAUCGAUCAGGUCCGGUGACCAGUCAUGUAACGACGAUCUAAAGAACACAGGGGUCAGGGUGGUGGCCAAGCUGCAGGACGUGGCAGGGAAAGUGCAGCACGUCGGCCAGAACAGCCCAGACGGACAAGACCAGCUGCUCGGAGUGGGUAGAGAAAAGACAGGAAACAGACAAUGUGAGGGACUGUGGCUGCCCCUGUCCAACACCAACAGUCUCUCAUGCUCAACUAAACCUCACCUCAGAAGCCCCACUUCCUCCUCUUUGUCCGGGGUCUUUAACACAUCCUACCCUACCUCAAAUAGCCUCCAGAGCAUGUCCCCGGUCCUGUCCCCUCUGCCCUCUAAGCAGGGCAGCCCACAGUUGAACCACCGCAUUCUCCUGCUGUGUGAUAAAGACGUGGAUUCCGACCCCCAGGGCAACAUCGACGAGCCCAAAAUCUACACCGAGAUCAUCGACAGGAACGGCAACAAGCGCACGAUCACCCGCCUGGAUCUAAACCUGAGCAGGCGGCCCAGCAACGCCAAGUGGAAUUCCUCAAGCAACUCCACCACAACAGACGAGUCCCUCUUGCGUCAGGAUGAUAUCUGGAUGCUGGAUGCCGAUGACUCCCAGGAGUCCAUUUCACGCGUCCCCCGCCCAGACCACCUGGACUUCCUUCGCAUCACACCGCCAGAGGAUGACAUCAUCGGGGACACACCUUCCUAUCCCAAACUGGAGUGCACGACAGAACUCACUUCACCUACAGACAGUGAGGACAGGACACCGGGACGUCUGCAGGCUGUGUGGCCCCCACCCAAACCUAAAGAUGAGGAGGAGAAGGUGGGGCUCAAGUACACGGAGGCUGAGCACCAGGCCGCCCUCCUGCAGCUGAAGAGAGAGUGCAAGGAAGAGAUCGAGAGGAUGCACUCUGACUUCGAGCUGAAAAUCUUCCAACUCCGCGGUGAGAACGCCGUUACGAUAUCUCACCUGGAAGAAGCUGUAAACAAGCUGCAGGGAAUCAAGCUGAGCACGACGGGACAGAAGACCGACGAGGUCCGCGACGUCGCCGUGUCGACCGUGGAGGAACCGACGCAGAAGACCUGCCGCACCGUUGGCAUCCAGACGGACCGGGAAACGUUUAUCAAGAGUCCUGAUGGUGACGCCAGCGGGGGUCUUGCUCAAAGCCCGACCCAGAAUGUGCCAAAGAAACUCAACUUAGACUCAAUCGGCUUGAACCUGAAGGGCAACGGCACCACAGCGCCCCCUGGAUCAGGUCCACCACCACCACCACCUCCUCCUCCUCCUCCUCCACCACCUUCGUUUCUACCAGGCGGUUCAGGACCUCCUCCUCCUCCUCCUCCACCUCCUCCUUUACCAGGUUAUGCGGGAAUACCACCACCUCCACCACCACCUCCACCACCGCCUCCUCUCCCUCGGGGGGGGCGGGCCACCCCCCCCCCNCCCCCUCCCCUGCCUGGAGCCGGUCCACCCCCUCCUCCUCCACCACCAGGUCCAGGUCCUCCAGCUCCACCCCCGAUGGGUGGGUUCAGUUUUGGCAAAUUUGCAGAGACGGUUCCACGGAAGCCGACCAUCGAGCCCGCCCUCCCUAUGAAGCCUCUGUACUGGAACAGGAUACAGAUACAAGACAAGAACAACAACACACUGUGGGGAACCCUAGAGGAACCGAACAUCGUCAACGCCAACGAGUUUGAGGAUCUGUUCUCCAAGGCCACACAGCAGACCAAGAAGAAACCCCUCGCUGACACAUAUGAGAAGAAAGCCAAAACCAAAAAGAUUAUCAAGUUGUUGGACGGGAAGCGAUCCCAGGCCGUCGGCAUCCUCAUAUCGAGUCUGCAUCUGGAGAUGAAGGACAUCCAGCAAGCUGUUCUUACCGUGGACAACUCUGUGGUGGAUUUGGAGACCAUCGAAGCUUUAUAUGAAAAUAGAGCCACCGCUGAUGAAAUGGAGAGAAUAACGAAACACUACGAGACGGCGAAAGAGGACGAAGUCAAACUGUUGGACAAACCUGAACAGUUUCUCUACGAGCUCUCGCAGAUUCCUGACUUCGCAGGUCGGGCCAACUGUAUCAUUUUCCAGUCGGUGUUCCUCGAUAUGAUCGCUUCCAUUCGUCGUAAAGUGGUGAUCGUCUCUGAUCUGUGCAAAGAGCUGCUGCAGUGCAGCAGUCUGAAGGAUGUCAUGGGUCUGGUUCUGGCCUUUGGGAACUAUAUGAACGGUGGGAACAGGACGAGGGGUCAGGCUGAUGGGUUUGGACUGGAGAUCCUUCCCAAACUGAAGGAUGUCAAGAGCAGGGACAAUCGUAUGAAUUUGAUAGAUUACGUAGUAUUGUACUACCUACGCAACUUCGACAAGCAUGCCGGUACCGAAAAGAGUACGUUUCCUCUGCCGGAACCUCAGGAUUUCUUCCAGGCUAGUCAAGUUAGGUUUGAUGACCUCACUAAGGACAUCAGAAAACUAAAGAGAGAUCUAACUGCCUGUGAGAAAAAUGUGCAGAAAGUUUGUGCGAACUCAUCGGAGCAAAACCUCCAACCAUUUAAGGAGAAGAUGGAGGGAUUUAUUACCUCAGCUCAAAAGGAUCACGCGUCAGAGGAGGACCAACUCCAUGCGGCGGAGAAAAGGCAUGUGUUGAGCGCGUUUGCAUCUGUUUCGAGUGAGGCGUUGUGUAUCUGCCCGCCGCAUAUGCGCAGGAAGCCGAGAGGAAAAGGCUGCGUCUGUGAUUUGUGUUUGCUCGAGGCCACGGGCCUUAUCUUUCGCUCUGAGUUUUCACCGAAGAAGUUUCCUGAUGUCGUGUUUUUGUUGUUUUUUUUUCUCACUUCCUGCAGGUUAAAGGAAGCUCAGGAAAACAUCAAGAAAAUCACGGCGGAGAAAAGAAUCGAAACCAAGAAGAUAAAUGCAAACAGUCUGAAAGAGAGGCUGCGGGCGAAGGAGGCCGGCGUGCCCUCGAGUUGAGGUGACAAAUCAGAAAAAAGUCCGUCUGACCAACGGAACUGAACUCUCCAGAAACUCACCUCACUGCCGUAUCUCUGCUCUGCUAACAGCACUGCGCGCUCCCG